Molecule: messenger RNA, 1330 nt
Organism: Cannabis sativa
Lineage: Eukaryota; Viridiplantae; Streptophyta; Magnoliopsida; Rosales; Cannabaceae
Product: probable 2-oxoglutarate-dependent dioxygenase AOP1
Exons: 3
Coding region: 65-1051 (328 amino acids)
Molecular function (GO): dioxygenase activity
Source: RefSeq, a predicted model, not a curated record
AAACCUCAAACCAAAACAAUUAUAUAUAAAGAAAUUAAUUAAUACUAAUUAAUAUACUUAAUCAAUGGCGCCCGAAGGCAUUCUUAGGCUUCCUAUUAUUGAUUUUUCAGUUGAAGAGGGGCUGAAACCAGGUACACCCGAGUGGAACACCGUAAGGACCCAAGUCCGCGAAGCACUGGAAGAAUUUGGUUGUUUCGAAGCAAAGUUCGAUAAAAUACCAAUAGACAUUGGAAAGGCCUUAUUAUUUGAUGCAAUAGAAGAGGUUUUCGAUCUUCCUUUACAAACCAAACAACGAAACGUUUCAAAUAAACUGUUUCAUGGCUAUGUGGGCCAACUACCACUUGUGCCUUUGUAUGAAAGCAUCCCAAUCUACGAUUCCCAUAUUCCUGAAAAUGUUGAGAUUUUCACUUCUACUUUAUGGCCCAAUAAUGGAAAUCCAACUUUUAGUGAAACUAUUCAAUCUUAUUCUGAACAAUUAUCUGAGUUGGAUGGAAUGAUAAGAAGGAUGAUUUUGGAGAGUUUGGGUGUUGAAAAAUAUUUGGAGGAACACAUGGACUCUUCCAACUACGUUCUUCAAUUGAUGAAAUAUAAGGGGCCUGAAAGCAAUGAGACCAAGUUGGGUUUGAGUGCUCACACAGAUAAAAAUAUUGUCACUAUUUUGAAUCAGAACCAAGUUGAGGGGUUAGAGAUCCAAACCAAAGAUGGUCAAUGGUUUACUGUCAAACCCUCAUCUUCUACCUCUUUCAUCGUCGUGAUCGGAAAUUCUCUUUACGCAUGGGCAAAUGGUAGAUUACACUGUGCAACUCACAGAGUAAUGAUGAAAGGAAAUGAGGCAAGGUACUCAGCAGGAUUGUUUUCGAUGCCAAAAGCAGGUUACAUGGUAAAAGCCCCAGAAGAGCUUGUUGAUGAAGACCAUCCUUUGUUGUUCAAACCCUUUGACUAUUACCGAUUCCUUGACUUUUUUUAUUCCAAUAUGGCUACUCGAACAGCAGCCCCAAACGAUCUUCACUCCUAUUGUGGCCUCUCAAUCUCAUCCAGUGAUCCACAAUAAUCCCUUUAUACAAAUUAUUAUUUAUGUACUGUCGUUUUGCUUUUGUAUUAGUUAUCUUCUCCACAACAUGUGCUACAUAUAUAUUACCCAUAUAUGUACUUUUAUGUUAGAUUUCAAUAUAUCUUAUUAUGUUAUCUCCAAAUUAGUGUGUUCUAUCUGUUCUGUCAAUUAUUUUAGUGCAUAUUAUUUAUAUCAAUUUGAUAUAUAAUAAAUUCGUUAACAAACUAUAAACUAAAUUAUUACAUGAAAAAUAGAUAUAAAUAAUGUGUUCUAAAACAA